Messenger RNA from Trematosphaeria pertusa, 1896 nucleotides. RefSeq lists its product as uncharacterized. Bases 223 to 1896 code for a protein of 557 amino acids. NCBI's taxonomy places the organism in Eukaryota, Fungi, Ascomycota, Dothideomycetes, Pleosporales, Trematosphaeriaceae. The record is from RefSeq and is a predicted model, not a curated record. The transcript has 4 exons.
CACACCAAGGAACCUCUGCGACAGUAGAUACAGGCACACAGCCCGCUCUUCAUCUAUUUUUCGUUCUCUCGUUUCUGUUUGUUUCGGAGUUGCUGCGCUCGCAGGCUGCUUAGUUGAAUUACGCUGCUCUGUCUCUCCGUCCGACCCACCACCACUAGUCAGCAUCAUUUAGGCCAACACCCAAGCCUGGCUCUCCUUCGUACAUAUCUAGCUAUCUCCGCCAUGGCAUUCAUGGUGUCGAUGCUCGUCGAGAACAUGGCACGAACUGCCCACCACAGCUGGUUCUCGGCUCCCAAUGAGCGUGGCACAUGGGAUUUAAUCAUCAGUUGCUUACUCACGUUAGUCGUGUGUGUCUGGUCUGCCCUGCAUCUUAACGUGCCGACCGAGGAUUCGAGACUUAGGAAUAGGAAUGUCAAACGUUUGCGAUGGAUUCUCCUGGGUAUCUUUGCGCCCGAGCUGGUCGUAUCUACGGCGUUCGCCCAGUUUCUUACGGCAAAGUGGCUGUGCCGCGAGAUUCGAAAAGAUGUCAAGUGGAGGAAACAGGAGGUACAGAGGGCCUUGGAGUCGAUCAGGCAGGGGUGUUACUUCGCAGUAAUGGGAGGGUGCCGAAUUCAGACAGGGGAUUGCAUAGCUGGAAAUCCACGACUCAGCCUAACAGCAGAAGGUGUCCGCCUUCUCUCGUUCCUCGGACGACUGCCCGAAAUCCAGGAGAAGCAAAUCAAAGACAAAAGCAAGGCUGACGGACUCGCAAAAUCCCUUGUCGUCCUCCAGGCGGGGUGGAUGAUCCUUCAAACGAUCGCCCGAGUACAACAGCACUUGCCAGUCUCGCUACUGGAAAUCAACACGAUCGGACACGUGAUUUGCGCUUUUGCUCUCUAUGCGCUGUGGUGGAGCAAGCCACUCGACAUCAAAGACCCAGUCUUGAUUCGCAGAGAAGAGUGGAUGGAUAAGUUUGUGUCGCUCAUGUGGAUGUGCAGUCCCAUAUGCUGGAACAAGGACGACUACAUCAGCGAAAUUCGAUGCAUGAAUUACCUACCGCCGGCUCAAAGGGACGUUUUGAAGCCACACAAGACCCAUUUCUCUGUUGGGUCAAUAGGCGCCCGGGACCCGAAAAAGUUCAUCGGACCAUUGGAAGAGUUCCAAGUCGAUGCUGAUGGGCAGCAGCUGGACCAUGAUGUAAGCUACGUGAUCAGCGGCACGACGAUCAACGUAGCGAAAGAGCAUGAAAUCUUCUUUCAGAUUCAAAAAUCGCACCAGGGCCUCCAGCAUUCCAAGAACUACUGCCGCCGAGCUUUAAAGGACUGCGACACACACGAGCCUCUGCCAGAAUGCGCUAUCGAACGCUGGCGCCUCGCUAAUGAAUUGGUCGACGAACUCUGGAUCGAGUGCGAGAAACGUCCUGACUACAGCGACUUUUUCUUCACUACCUCCUCUCUCGGGAUCUUUGUUGGCGAGCUGAUAUACGUGUCCGACCAUAUCCCGAACCUCCCUAGUCUAUCGUAUCUCGGCAGUGUGAAUGUCCACAGGGACAUGCUGAAAUCCGUACUCGCAUUUGCUGGUUCAGCAUACGGUGGCCUCCACCUCUCGGCAUGGAACGAUUAUUUCCCCACACAAGAAGAACGGUGGCUAUGGAUCUCAUGUUCGCUGGCGACUGGGGCGUCCGGUAUCAUACUUGCACUGUUCUUCCUCGCAACGCAGAAGAUCCGAGCCUUCGAGAAUCUGGAGCACUUCAUUCGGAACAGCCGGACGCUGACUUGGAUGGGCGCAUCCGUCCUUGGGCCUCUCUUCCUCGUGUGCCGAGUUUUCAUUGUCGUCGAAGCUUUCAUCAGUCUUCGGCGCGCCCCUGCAGAGAUAUACAAGACCCCAGAGUGGAGCAGCUAUCUACCUCAUCUAUGA